AACGAAACUGGGUGUGUAUGUUGUUGUGAUUUUAAGUUUAUCAUUUAAAUUUACAAUUUCAGUGAAUUUUAAACUUACAAACACUAGUAAUUCCGUGAAAAAUACUAUGAAUCUUAUUUAGUGGCAGAUUAAACCCCUGCAUUUACCUUUGGCUUAAUUGAAAAUUCGUUCAAUAUGGAUUACGACUAUCUUAUAAAACUACUGUGCGUUGGCGAUUCAGGAGUUGGAAAGACCAGUUUCCUGUAUAAAUAUACCGACGGCGUUUUUCACACUCAGUUUAUCUCGACAGUUGGUAUUGAUUUUCGGGAAAAGUCUGUGAUUUAUCAACAGAAUGGAAGGCAACACAGAAUACAUCUGCAAUUGUGGGACACCGCAGGGCAAGAGAGGUUCAGAAGUCUAACAACAGCCUUCUACCGUGACGCAAUGGGUUUUCUGCUUCUCUUCGAUCUGACGAAUGAGGCCUCUUUCCUGGAGGUCAGGAAUUGGAUUGAGCAGUUGAAGACACACAGUUUGAGCGAGGACCCCGACAUCGUCCUCUGCGGGCACAAAUGCGAUCUCCAAGAGAAGCGCUUGGUCAACCAGAAUCGAGCUCGGGAGUUCGCUAAAAACUACAACUUGCCUUAUUUAGAGACCAGCGCUAAAUCCGGACAGAACAUAGACCGGGCUAUUGAGAUACUGCUAGACAAAGUGAUGAUCAGAAUGGAGUCGUCAGUAGAGUACGCGAUGCUGUGCGCGUCGGGACGGCGGCGGCAGUCGCUGCAAAGACUGCAGGCCAAGCAGGACAGCAAGCCUUGCUCCUGCUAGACUUAAGGCGGUCCCACUGCGACGCACACUACAGAAGCUACUAGAAUGACGCACGAAGCUAGGUAGGGGUGUGUAACGCCAGCCG
Cydia splendana is the source of this 889-nucleotide messenger RNA. RefSeq names its product ras-related protein Rab-27A (gene Rab27). NCBI's taxonomy places the organism in Eukaryota, Metazoa, Arthropoda, Insecta, Lepidoptera, Tortricidae. The record is from RefSeq and is a predicted model, not a curated record. Gene Ontology annotation, biological process: neurotransmitter receptor transport to postsynaptic membrane; protein localization to plasma membrane; endocytic recycling. The coding region runs from base 175 to 804 and encodes 209 amino acids. Gene Ontology annotation, molecular function: GTP binding; GTPase activity. The transcript has 5 exons. Gene Ontology annotation, cellular component: trans-Golgi network transport vesicle; dendritic spine; synaptic vesicle.